This is a messenger RNA of Amoebophrya sp. A120, 683 nucleotides long. The record is from the annotation of a GenBank genome assembly. Lineage: Eukaryota; Dinophyceae; Syndiniales; Amoebophryaceae.
UUUUCUCAGAGUCCAUGGACCUCUACUUUGCGGGCAUAGAAACGCAAAACGAAAAAGCUAUAUUUAUCAUGUCUGUACCGAUUUUUUUAUAGUACUCGAGAAUAAACGUGUAAAGUAGAAGACGCUUGUUUCCGACUGUAGAUCGCAGAUGCGUCAUUUGUGAACGUCACCAUACAACAUUUUCGUCUUUAUUCCAACACUCUAAUCAGAGCUUCCACUGCUCAAGCACGACACCCUUCGUCUUUUCCAUCACACACAAAAAACCUGAAGUAGCAGUACAUACAAAAACAAGCACCAUGGUUCGCCUAGUUUCCCUCUUCUUCGCUGCAGUGCUAGAAGUCGAGACGACGCCAAAGUGCGUUCGCGCCGCCGGCGUAGUUUCUCUUCCGACUUCUAAUUCCGCUGCAGAUAAAAGAACCAAGAAACCGUCCGUGAUAUCUUUGGGCGAGGAGGACGAAAACGGCCCCGGGAGCUCCGGUGAGGAGGGUCCGAGACGCACAACGCGCAGGCAGUGUUCGGAUGACACGAGCGCACCCAGUUUGUCCUCGUGGCCGGAGGACCAGGCGGAGCGCGAGACGGGGGACGUAGAGAUGAACAAUCCUCCGUGGGACGAGUGGAUGGGUGUGAACGAAGAUCGUACUGUUGUCCGGAAUGCACUUUUUAGAGGGUCGUGGAAAGGACCC